Molecule: messenger RNA, 1102 nt
Organism: Contarinia nasturtii (swede midge)
Lineage: Eukaryota; Metazoa; Arthropoda; Insecta; Diptera; Cecidomyiidae
Product: transmembrane protein 134
Exons: 7
Coding region: 257-910 (217 amino acids)
Source: RefSeq, a predicted model, not a curated record
CUGUCACUUAAAAACUACAAUGCACUUAGAAUUAGCAUGAAAAGAAAACGAAAGCUAAAAACAACGACAAAACAAAAAAUGAUCAUAAUAAAUCCUUUUAUGUGAUUAAGUCACGUAUAUUGUAGUUUAUCAAACAAACUAAACAUUUCAUAACUGCACUUUUAUUUUCAAAAUGAAACAUGAUACCUUCUAAUUUUUCCAUCUAAUUGUUUCCAUUUGUUUGUGUUGUAGUAUUUCAUAAUCAAAAUAGAACAUUAUGAAACAACCACGAUUCUCAAUUCAUGAUGCAUUUGAAGAGGAAAAUGAUGAAGCUAUCCGUGUGUAUGGAGCAACUGUACAGUCAAUAUCGAAUGUACCGAAGCCGUCAAGCAGUGGAACUGGAAAUAGUCCUACAGGAUAUACUAGCAAUAAUACAACAUCAAACGAGUCUUCUCAACGAAUCAGGCAGUGGUACUCCACACAUCCGACAAAGUCUUAUCAACAAUAUCGCGGUGGCAAGCAACUGUCUAUGAAGCAUCAUCAUCAUCCUGAGCUUUUAAACAUGGUCAAUUUUUGUAGAAAUAAUAAGUUCGCUGCAGAAGACACUACUUCUAGAGAUUCAGACUCUUUGAUACAAGAAUAUAUCAAUGUUCCACAAACUGACCUUUAUACGCAUUGCUGGAAUCAUCCAAAAAUUCGAGAAAAUUGGCGAACGGUCUUAGCAGCUGUAACUUUACUUAUUAUCGGUGUUGUGCUAGUUUGCUUGGGCAUAGUUUCAAUUGCAAAUCCAGCCAAUGGCUCACGAGGAUUCGUCUUUCUCUUGGCAGGAUCGAUUUGUUUUAUACCCGGUGCUUACCACGUAGUAUAUAUUUGGCUGGCAGCUAUUGGCUAUCGCGGUUAUAAUUUUUAUCAUCUGCCCCUGUUUACUUAAACAAUUAACCACUUCAAAAAAACCUAUGAUGGAAAGUAGUAUUUUACCACAUUUUGGAGGUAGCAAAUAAGUUUAUAAAUUAUGUAUCUCUUGAUCUUGGCAUUUUUGACAACUUUGGAAAUAUUUGUUUGACUACGAGUACGUACCGAAUAAUUUUGUUUAUUAUUAAUAAAAGAAGAAAUUCAAUUUUAA